GUGGCAGCAGGAGGAGAAAUGCAGCCUUCUGUGGAGACGCAGUCGGCCGGAGGUGAGCAGGUGCUCAGGAAUGCUGCAGAGAAUCCGACGGCAGACAUGCUGGCAGAGAUGCCGAGUGAGGAAGCAGAGCCUUUGCCCUUUGGUGCAUCCACGCAGCCUGCCCUGAACGAGGCCGACGUCACUUGUGUCACGGAGAGCUUGCGGCAAGCCCUGGCAGCUCCAGCAGCAGAGCUGGAUCCGUAUACUCUGAGCAGAGCAGACAUGGAAGCAGUUCUGGAACAGGAAGAAUUGUGUCAGGAAUUGAAAACGCUUGAUCUCUCUGGUCUGGAGGCGCUCGCCUACGUCCUCAUGGCAAAACUUGGAUCCCUCGCCCGUGCGUUUGCUUGGUUUGACACCCACAGAAAAGGCAAGUUCAGCACCGUGGUGUGGGAUACAGGCAUGGUGCUCCUGAAAAUUGAUCUGGAGAAGCUCACAGGCUUUAAGCCGUCGCAAGUCUUUAGCAUGAUGGACGGCAAUCCUUCUAACGGUUUCGUUUCGAGGAAGGAGUGGAACAGGUUUUUUGGGGCUCUGGAGGAAGGUUCCCUCACCGAGCUGCUCAAAAAGGCGGCAGAGGAGAAAGGUACCAUUGUAGAGCGGGCAAAGCGUCGCGUUGAAAAGCUGGAAAAAGAUCGCCCAGCACCUCCUGAGAAAGCUACAAAACGAGGCAAGAGAAGGCCUUCCGUGCCAUCCGUGCAGCAAGGUUCUCGCCAGGGAGCUGCGACAGAUAGCGGGGGUCAGGAUGAUGCCAGGCAACAGGAGGCAGAGGAUCUCUUCCGAGAAAGGGCCCGCAAGGCUCUUGCUACCUUGACGCCGGGAGAAGCCUUGACCUAUGCCUCUGACACUUUCACCAAGUGGCAGUCGGAUGAUCAGGCAGAGGCAGGGCCAAUGAUCCUCUCCGGUGAAAUGCCAGAUGAACUUCUAAGCUUUCUGCUCCCAGAAGAGAAGUGCGAUAUCGUCGAGGAGCUUGCUGAAGACAUGGACCUGUGGGUAUUGUCCUGC
Symbiodinium pilosum is the source of this 1038-nucleotide messenger RNA. NCBI's taxonomy places the organism in Eukaryota, Dinophyceae, Suessiales, Symbiodiniaceae. The record is from the annotation of a GenBank genome assembly.